This is a messenger RNA of Rotaria sp. Silwood1, 1746 nucleotides long. The record is from the annotation of a GenBank genome assembly. Lineage: Eukaryota; Metazoa; Rotifera; Eurotatoria; Philodinida; Philodinidae.
AUGAAUUUGGAAUCGUUAUGUAAUGAAUUAUUACUUGAUAUAUUUGAAUAUCUUCCUGCUGUUGAUCUACUUCGGGCAUUUUAUAACCUUAAUUUUCGAUUGAAUAAUUUAAUCUUGAUUCAUUUUCAAUCGUUCGAUCUGAAAUUUCAAUCAAUAUCUCAAUAUGAUUUUAAUCUUAUUUGUCGUGAAUAUCUUCCAACAAUGGUCGAUUACAUAAGUUCUUUAAGUCUUUCAAAUGAUGACGAUACACCACAUGAAAUCAAUUGUUUUCUUGAACAUAAUUUAACUAUAUCUCAAUUUAUUAAUUUAAAAUCUUUAUCUAUUAGGGAUCUUUCUUCUGAUAAGAUAAUGAAUAAAUUUAUGUUAGAAUGGAAAUAUCUUGAAAAUUUAACACAUUUAACUCUUGUUGGUUGUUAUUUUCGAUUCGAUCGAAUUAAUGCUCAACAAUUAAUUAAUAGUAUUUGGAGUUUAUCAAAAUUGGUCUAUUGUUAUUUAAAUAUUAAUGUCAAUGAAGAUAACAUUUUUAUACCAACAGUAAUGUCAAAAUCAUUGAAAUAUGUAUUCAUUUGGGGUACUGAAUGUAGUCAAAAUGAAAUCAAUGCUUUAAUUAAAAAAACACCUCAUCUAGAAAAAUUUUCUAUCUUACUUAAUGUUAAUUCAAAUGAUAAUAAUAAUUAUGUAAAAUAUCCAUUUUUAUCAAUUACUAAAUUAAAACUUUCAUUAUCUCGAAUAGACGAAAAUAAAAUCAUCAAAUUCUUACAAAACAUGCCAAAUUUAUAUGAAUUAAUUAUUGAUAUAUCUUGUUUUAAUGAAGAUCAUACAAAUAGAAUUUCGUAUGGUAAUCAAUGGGAAAAAAUUAUUCAUCAUUAUCUACCUAAUCUUCAAAUAUUUCGAUUUAGAAUGAAAUUUAAUUUAAUUGAUGAGAAGAAUCGUGAACAAAGAAUAGAUGAAUUAAUUGAUUCAUUUCGAAGUUCAUUUUGGCUUGAAGAACAUAAGUGGUUUGUUCGAUGUCAUUGGAAUCCAAAUAACACUUUUAGUCCUAUUUAUUUGUAUACAUUACCAUAUAGUUUUAAGCAUUUUCGUUUUAAUUACUCGAUGAAAUUUAAAUCAACUACUCCUAAUGAUAAUAAUUAUAUGAAGUACAAUUAUGUAGAUGAACUUGACUAUGACACAUCAGCAGUUGAACAAAUUGUUUCAUCUCCUAUUCAAUUUUUUAAUCUUCAGAAUUUAUAUGUUGAGUUUCCCAUUAAUAAUCAUUUUUGGUCUUUCGUACCAAAAUUAGAUCGAUUAACUUCAAUGGUUAUUUUUAUGCAUUAUUAUUAUAAUAUUGAAUCUCAAUUACAAUCAUUAGUUAAUCAUACACCUUGUCUAUAUUCAUUAACUUUUUUUUCAAGUUCAUUUAUGCAGAUGAUGCCACCACUUAAUCUUCGAAAUAAAUCAAUCCGUAGACUUAUUUUACGAGUAAAUAAUUAUUAUUUCAAUGAUAAAGAUUGUAUGGAAAUAAGUCAUUCAUUAUUAAGCAGUCAAUGUGAAAUUCUUUCAAUUCCUAUUCAAAAUCAUCAAAUAUCACUUAUCAUAUUGAAUAAUAUGACUAAACUCCAUACUUUAAUUAUUGCAUGUGAAAAUGAUAAAAAUAGAGAAAACGACGAUGAAAUUAUUAUUUGGUUAAAAGACCAUUUACCAUCAACAUGUAUUAUUAGCAGAGACCAGAUAUUUAAAUCUGAUAUUCGAUUAUGGAUUCGUUGA